Tilletiaria anomala UBC 951 is the source of this 3225-nucleotide messenger RNA. RefSeq lists its product as uncharacterized. Bases 198 to 3029 code for a protein of 943 amino acids. The record is from RefSeq and is a predicted model, not a curated record. NCBI's taxonomy places the organism in Eukaryota, Fungi, Basidiomycota, Exobasidiomycetes, Georgefischeriales, Tilletiariaceae. The transcript has 2 exons. Gene Ontology annotation, molecular function: RNA binding.
CACAUUCACUGCCAGAUCCAUCGCCGGCAAGCAGCGUCAACCGCUGGAGCAGCACCUUCCUCCUUUUGGCCCUCCCUCUGCCCAUAUUACAGAGAGGCCAGCACGCACCUGGCCCUCCAUUUUUUCGUUUCUUCCAAACACACUCACGAGCAGAGCAGAGCAGCGCCCGCGCCCCGCAGGCAGGCAGCACCUCUCCAAUGUCGUCCUCGUAUCACUCCAAGUACGCCGUCCAGCCGGCCGGGGAGCAUGGGAAAGAGGAGGAGGAGGAGCAGCAGCAUCAGAGGCAGACUGCCUCCAGCGCUGCCAGCAGGUGGGCCGUCUCUGCCGACGAUCAGCAGCAGGAAAGCGGAGGCGUCAAUAAUGAUCGCAGCUACAGCAACGACGACGAGGGCAGUGCAGCUGCAGCCCAAGGCAAUGCCAGCUUCGACAGCACUGGAAUGAUCAACCCGGCCCCCGCCAGCGAGCACUCCGAAACAGGCGCAGACACAUCGCAGCAAGACCUGCCGCCAAAUCCGCACCUGACCAGUCCCCUCCUGUACCUCUCCAACGUACCGGUCGCGUCGACGGACAAGGAGCUCGCCCAGAACGUCUUUGGCCAGUGCCUCCCCGUCCGUCUGCGCGUCCAGCGCGAUCAGAUGUCCGCCUGGCAGGUCCUGACGAACGGCACUGUCGAGUUUCAGUCUCUGUACAAGGCCGAGCUCGCGUAUGCGACCGUCUCCAGCGCUUCCAGCAGCGCUAAUGGCAACAGCAACAGCAACAGCAAUUGCGGCAUCUCGCUCUCCAUCUCUUCCGCUGGCACUACCGCGGACCCAACCCCGCACGCGCGCCCGCGGCUCAUUAAGCAGCUCCCGCCCAGCACGACCGCCGAGUCGCUCUUCCCCCUGCUGCGGCCGUACGGCCCGAUCCACCGCAUCUCGCUCGUCCUGCACAACCCGCAUACUGGCCAGCUGACCGGCUUCCGCGGCAUGGCCCUCAUUGACUUUUACGACGAGGCCCACGCCGACAGCGCGCAGCGCGACUUGCACUGCUCUGAGCUCGACGGCCGCACCAUUAGCAUCAGCGUCGACACGGUCCAGCGCAAGACCCCCAGCUUGUCCGCUGGUGCGGCCGAGUUCACUCCCAGUGGCGCCAUAGUGUCGAGCGCAUCCUCAUGGACCCCAGCAAGCCGGACGAUGAACGCUUCGGCUCCACCCUUCAGUGCAGCGCCGCGCAACAACAGCUACAACACCAACAACCCUCCGAUCCCCGUCGGUCCCGGCUCGAAUCUGCAGUACAAUGAUGCGGCGGGCACAUACAUUGACCCGUGCAACCUGUUCGUCAAGAACCUGCCCCCGACGCUCGAAUCCAACGACCUGUUUCAGGCGUUCCGCUCAUUCGGCCGCAUCGUCUCGGCGCGCGUCAUGCGCGACGAGCAGACCGGCAAGAGCCGCGAGUUUGGUUUUGUCAGCUUCACCGACCAGCACAGCGCCGCCGAGGCGAUGCGCGUCAUGAACGGAUGCCUGCUCGACGGGCACCACGCCGCGGCACCCGGCACGAACGGGCAAAGCAGUAGCAGCAACAACAACCAAAAGGGCCUCAGCGUCAGCCUGCACGAGCCCAAGCGUAUGCGUCAGGAAAAACUCGCCGCCAAGUUCGGCGGUGCUGGCGCAGGCUCCGUUCCGGGCCCAGCACACUCGAGACCCGGCAGCUCCGGCUCGCCGAGCCUUUUUGAGCACGCAGCAGCAGGCGCGAGCGGGCACUCCCCCGACCCGUCCUCCUCGUCCACGCCGCCGAUGCGUCAGUCCGGCGGAAUGGCAGCAGACCCCUCCGGGCCUGUGUCAGCGCCAACGGCACGGAGGCCCGGCCACGAGCGGCGCGGUAGCAACAGCUACUUCCGCGCCGCGAUGGAGGCGGACGCCAACGCGCACCUCGACGUCUCACAGCUUGCCGCGCUCUCGCCAAGCGUGCGCAACGAGGUGCUCGCGGGUCUCUUCGACAGGCGCGUGCGCGCUGUGCCCACCCUGGCAGACGGUGCCAACGGCCAGGCGCUUGGCGCAGAGGAGCGCGAAGAGGGAGAGCUCGUGGAGAGCUCGGAGGACGAUGCGCAGGUGCAGGCCGUCGUAGCGGCCAUGGUGGCACGUCUCAGCCUCGCUGAAGCGGUCGAGGCGCUGCGCGAUCCGGCUGUGUUCGUCGGGCAUGUACAUGCUGUGCAGGAGAGUCGCAAAGCUGCUGCUGCUGGUGUUAGUGGUGAAGAUGCUUCUGCACCACCCGCGCAAAAUAGCCUCUCCGUAAGCGGGCUGCAAGUACGACGUACAAACUCCAGCUCUGCCGCCGGCGACAGCGCGUCGUUGCUCAGCGCGGCGCCUGCAUCGUCGAAAGAACGCGCGCGCAUUCUGAAGGCGAUCCAAUCGCUCCAGCCGUCCCUGCCGACCUCAACGCUCGAGCUGGUCGAGGACAUCACCGACCUACUUGUCGGCCUGCCCAAAAAGGACCGCGCGCUGUGUCUCUUCAACCAGGAGGUUUUGAGAGCAAAAGUGGAGGAUGCAAAGGAGAUCUUGGAGAUGAGCGAUGGUGAAGAUGGGACUACGCCGGCAGUUGCGCCUACACCUGCCGCCGCGCCUGCCGUUGCAGCGCCUCAGCAGAGUGCUCAGGCUACAGGCAAAUCAGAACCAGUCGGUAGUGGCAGCAGCAAGUCGUACACGCUCGCCCAGCUCGCAGCGCUCCCCGCCUCGGAGAUCAUUGCUCUCGCCCAGCCGUCCGCCCCCUCGUCGUCAUCCACUGGCUUGCCGUUACCGAAAGCGGAUCCGAACGUCGUGCACGAGACCGAUGCGUUCAUCGACACGCUGGCGGGCAAGCUGCCCCAAGACCAGAAGCAGAAGCUGGGCGAUCUGCUGUUCAAGAAAGUCAAGAGUUUUGGAGUCAAGGGCGCACCCAAGAUCACCAUCGCCCUGCUAGAUAGCGAAGACUUGCGCGCCCUGGCGCACCUCAUGAAUUCGUACCCCGAGUGCCUGAAGGAGAAAGUGCUGCAGCUCGCAAGUGCGCCAAAGUGAGCCGAUGUCCACGUUGUCAAGGAUAUGUCAGGGGGCCACAGUUCUGUCAAAUUGGUGCCCAUUCAAAUGGAUAGGCGAACUGGGUCCCAGGCUAAGGAUUGCGGAGUUUAGCCAUAACGCAGGAUAACAAAAAAGUAUCUUUCCAAGUAGUUGUCGCAAUUCGAGAACACGGCUUUACGCUUUUCGCACCAUCCGC